Messenger RNA from Metopolophium dirhodum (rose-grain aphid), 3042 nucleotides. RefSeq names its product dnaJ homolog subfamily C member 1. The coding region runs from base 421 to 1764 and encodes 447 amino acids. The record is from RefSeq and is a predicted model, not a curated record. NCBI's taxonomy places the organism in Eukaryota, Metazoa, Arthropoda, Insecta, Hemiptera, Aphididae. Gene Ontology annotation, cellular component: endomembrane system. The transcript is spliced from 7 exons.
CCGUUCGAGCUGUUAUCACUUGUCGGGCUGGCGGCGAGUCCUACUCCGGUCGCGAGACGUCGUCCACACAUGACACAUUAACUGCCUAUAGGCCAUAACACGAGCGUCUAACUGCCGACGACACUGCGGCACAGUCGUCUAGUCCGUGCGGCGUCAACACGUAGCUCGCCGUCGCCGUCAGCAGCAGCAACCGAUCCGUCGGCUGCCACGUUUCGACUGGGUUACGCGCGCGCACACGCGGACGGUCGGGCGCGGAUACGUUUCUCGUCCGGUCGUCGACUGUACCCGCAGGACGUCGAGUGAUAAAUAGAUAGUAGGUACGUGUCUGUUUCUUGACGCCGCCAACGGACGGGCUCGCGAAGAACACCUAUCUCGGUAACCUACAUACCCACUAGGAAAGCCAGUGCCGCCGCCGCAAACAUGAUCGGUUCAAAAAUGUUAGGUUUAUUUGUAGCUGUGUUGGCAAUCAACACAGUAACAAUUCAAGCAUGGGAUACUGAUCAAAUGGAGGUUUUCGAUCUGGUUGAAGAAAUGAAUAAUAUAAAUUUUUAUCAGUUUCUAGAAGUACCUGAAGAUGCUAAUUCAUCGGCUAUACGACAUGCAUUUAGAAGGAUGUCACUGAUAUUACAUCCCGAUAAGAAUGACUCUCCAGAUGCUGAAGCCAGAUUCAGAGAAUUAGCUUCAAUCCAUGAUGUUUUACGGGAUCCUGUAAAACGUGGUCAUUAUGACAAAGUUUUAAGUGAAGGGUUACCGGAUUGGCAUCAUGCUGUUUAUUACUAUAGAAGAGUUAGAAGGAUGGGAUUCCUAGAAAUGAUUGUUAUUCUCUUUUCUAUAAUAAGUGUUGGACAAUAUCUUGUAGCUUGGGGAUCGUAUAUAGAAAAUAAAUUCACUGUGGAAGAGUUAUUGAGUUCAAAAAUAAAAAAAAUUCGAAAACAAAAGAAAUAUCGAGGUGAUUCAACAUUACCACCGGAAUUCGAUGUGAACAUACCAAAACCUAGUUUGAAAAAUACACUUCCAUGUCAAUUACCUUAUUGGAUAUGGGUAUUCAUCUUAAAAUCACCUUCACUUACAACUUCUGCCAUAUCAUUUUUGGUCACAAAGUUCAAAGAGAGAAAAAAUAACCAAAAUAAAGUGGAAUUUGAAAAACCAGAACCAGUUAUUCGUGAAAGAAUAAGACGUCGUAAAACGCCAUAUAAGAUACCAGAAAUUAAUGAUUAUAAAAACACUAAUGGAGAUACACGUGGAAAAGUUACUACUGAAAGUAGUGAUACUCCAGCAGUUGCUGGUGGCUUAUGGACUGAUGAAGAUUUAUUCGAAUUGUCUCAGAUGGUAAAUAAAUUUCCCCCUGGUACGUCAGAUAGGUGGCAAAAGGUUGGCAAAGCAAUGCAACGCCCUGUUCCGGAAGUUGCAUACAUGGCCAAUAAAAUGAAACAAAAUGGGUAUAAGGUGCCAACUCCUGGAGAGACAAUCGAGUCAGUUAUCACCGAAGAACCAAAGAAGGUUAAAACAAGAGCGACAGAAAAUCUUGAUUCUAGCGAUAGCUCAUGGACUCAAAUUCAACAGAAAACGUUUGAAAAUGCUCUUAUUAAGUUUCCUAAGGGAUCCACCGAGAAUCGUUGGGAAAAGAUAUCCAAAUGUGUACCAAAUAAAACUAAAGAAGAAUGUAUGGCAAGAUACAAGGAAUUAAAUGAGCAAGUGAAAAAGAAAAAAGAUUCAACUGAUGGCAGUAUAGAAAAUGUUGAAAGCAACACUAAUGAAUUAUAAACUAUGAAUUUCUGUAUACCUUGCUUUUAUGUCCCCUAUUUCUUCUUAAGUCUGAUUUGGUUGUGAUUAUUUAAGCUCAUUUUAUAACUGACAUAACAUCAGCGUGUGUUGAUAGCCAAUUGAAAUGUAAAUCCAUGUACUAAAUCAAUAUUAACCCUAAACGCUUCGAAAGACCUAUUGUUUAUCAUACAAAUAACUAUGGAUCCCAAUUAAGAUAUAAUAUAUGAUAAUUUCCCUAUUAUGUUAUAACUAUUUUAUUCAUUAAAUAAAUUGUAUGUUAUUUACCUGUUUAAAAUGAAUAUACCAUGUAUAUAAUGUGCUAAAACUGUUUUAAUAUUCUGUAAAAGUCUUCAAUAAUGACUUGGGUAUUCUGUCAUCUAUUUCAUUUGGCUUAUUGUUAUUUUAAUUUUUCUUAUGUUAUCCUAUUGAAGUUAAUUCCUUGUAUGUUAUUACAUUAUUAAUGAGUAUAUAAUACAAUUAUAUUAGUAAAAAUAUAACAUACAUAUUUUUUUGAUGUGUUACUCAAGUUCCAUAUUUUUUUUUACUUAAAAUUAAAAAAUGUAUCAUUUAUAAGUUACAGCAUUUAAAUAGUCUUGGUGGUAAACAUUUUUAAAUGUACUUUAAUCAUUAAAUUCUAGAUUUAAUAAUAUUGUAAUGUAUUUUUACAUCAUUAGUUAAAAACUGUAGAUUACAUACGCAGUCUGUAUGAACAGUGUUUUUUAGUCUAAAAUAUUAUAACUAAUAUAACAUAAGACCUAUAAUUUAAUUCUGAUAUAUAUAGCAAUGUUACAUCACAAUAGAAUAAAAUAAUAAAAAUAAAUUAAAAACAUUUUAUAGCACAGAACAUUUUUAUAUAUCAUAAAAAUAAUGUCAUUUUUUAUAAUAAUUAAUAAUGAAAUGUGAUUUUUACUAUAACUAUAACAAUUUAUAAUAGAAUAAAAUAUAAUUAAAAAUGUAUAAAUAGUAUCUCUCGUAGUAACCGGUAAUAUUUACACUGUACGUGUAAUCAUGAUAAAUAUUUGAAUUUGUCUUAUAUAAGGUAAAUGGUGCUGUAUUGUGGAGUAACAAUGUAUAAGAUCUGAUAAGGAAUAAAAAUGUUUCUUCUUUAAUUAUAUUCAUCUAUUAUUUAAUAGAUUACCAGUAAAUUUUAUUUUUAAAUUAUUGUUAAGACAGUUGAUUAAAAAUUAAAUAUAAAUGGCAGAAUCAAAUGAAACUUAUCAUUAUACAUAUAUUAUAAUAUUUCUUAAUAUUACGUUUAGAACAUUUUAUUAGUUUUAA